AUGCAGGCUCAGGAGUGGCAGUGGGAGGAUGAGCGCUUCCCUUUCCAGACAACUGGAAGUGACUUCCGGCAAAGCGCUCUGCUGUAUCAGACAGAUGGCUGGGAGGGCUAUCAGGACGAUGAAGUUGAGGAACUCCUCACGCGUCCACGAGAGCCAAAGCCGUGGCACGUCCCAGAUGAGGACAUCCAGGCGAUGGUAUGCGAGACUGGGGCACGAGAGGGCGUAUCCCAGUCCCUGCUGCAACAUGCGCGGGUGCGGCGGCCAAGGGAUGAUGGAGAGGCCUUUGCUCAGCUCUUGGAAGCCUACGGCGCAGAGCCUGACCUCCCCGAUCCUGAGGAGGCGGAGCAGGAGCGACCGGAGCUGCGAUCUUCUCUGAGGAGGCGUUCCUCUGUGAACAAGAGCAGGUCUGUUCGGUUCGCGGACGCAGAGACUGAGGAUGCGCUGGAGAGGUUGCUGCGCAACGCCAAGGAGGCCGACGCUUUUUCACAGCUGCCGGGUGAGCAGUCGGAGGAGUCUGCAGGCUCCAAGAAGAAGUCCUGGAAGAUUUCGGACGAAGACUUCAGGGCCUUCGUGCUCUCCCUGGCCAGGGAGGAGCCGGCCCCUGCAAAGCCUCCUGUGUUGGCCGCCUCGCAAUCGGAGCCCUUGCUCCGUAGGCGCCCGGGCCCAGUCCAGACAGACCAGAAGAUCAACGUUCACGUUUACUUCGUCGACUCGCAGGAUGUCAUGACUUUGCGCGUGUCUCCGGAUCUCCGGAUUGGACCUGCGCAGCCGCCAAAGGGGAAUCGCUUCACUGACAU
Molecule: messenger RNA, 797 nt
Organism: Symbiodinium pilosum
Lineage: Eukaryota; Dinophyceae; Suessiales; Symbiodiniaceae
Source: the annotation of a GenBank genome assembly